Exophiala viscosa is the source of this 2219-nucleotide messenger RNA. RefSeq names its product phosphate transporter. Gene Ontology annotation, cellular component: membrane. The transcript is spliced from 4 exons. Bases 269 to 2062 code for a protein of 597 amino acids. NCBI's taxonomy places the organism in Eukaryota, Fungi, Ascomycota, Eurotiomycetes, Chaetothyriales, Herpotrichiellaceae. Gene Ontology annotation, molecular function: transmembrane transporter activity. Gene Ontology annotation, biological process: transmembrane transport. The record is from RefSeq and is a predicted model, not a curated record.
AAUCGGGACAAUUCGAUUUCCUACCUAGGUACCUCUAGUCAUCAAUCAGCCUUUGCUUCACUUCCUCUCCAAUUGCUCGCCUUUACAGCAGCUGCGCUACGUCCUUGCGCAGUACAAUUCAUACUUGACAGCUCGUCAAAUUGCUCUGACAGCACGGCAUACGGGUGAUUCCCGCUCACCAUGGACCGUUGACCUAAGCCUGGGCCCCUCUCUUUUCGCCCCAUCUGCGAGCACUUUACGUACAACCUCAGCCUGACACCACAUCAUCAUGGGCCGUUGGCGUGGCCGUCUGUACGCGACUGAUCGAGCCAGAGACUUUGAUCAUGAGCGAGACCGCCAUGUUCGAGUCCGUCAGAUUUAUGAGACCAUCGAUCGACAAGGGUUUCAAUGGGUGGUAGUACUUGUUGCAGGCGUAGGAUUCCUGGUCGAUGGGUUCUCCCUGUUCGCCGGCAACAUUGCCCUGCCAAUGAUCGCCUAUGUCUACUGGCACGAUGAACCGUCGUCCUUUCGUCUGACGUGUAUCAACAUCGCUACGCUGGCAGGGACCUUGAUGGGUCAAGUCUCAUUUGGGUUCAUGGCCGACAAGAAUGGCCGAAAGAAGAUGUAUGGUGCUGAAUUGUUGCUACUGAUUGGGUCGACGCUCGGUGUGGUCAUGAGCUCGCGAGGUCAAGAUGGCAGCAUGAGCAUCUAUGCUUGGUUGAUCUGGUGGAGGAUUAUGGUGGGCAUCGGUGUUGGAGCAGAUUAUCCUCUGAGUGCGGUCAUCACUGCCGAAUUCGCUCCCACGAAACACCGCGCUCGGAUGAUGGCCGCAGUGUUCUUUAUGCAGCCGCUCGGACAGAUCGCCGGCAACGUCAUUUCGCUAAUUGUUGUCAGCAUUUCGAGGAGGGCUGGCAACGAAGACCUCACUAGGACGGUGGACCAAAUGUGGAGAUGGAUUAUUGGGAUCGGUGUCGUGCCCGCUGUGAUAGCCUUGUUGUUCCGAUUUGCCAUUCCAGAAACGCCGCGAUUCUUGCUCGACAUCGAUGACGACCCGGUCAAGGCUGAGUUUGACGCGACGCAGUUGUUUGGUGAAACUUCGCUGGGUAGCGAACUCGAAUCGAAUAUGUGGUGCGAUUCGCUAGAGGAGUCGAAUCUAUCGAGUCGAUCGCUCGAUGGGCGUUCCGAAGGCCGACCUUCCUGGAGCAUCGCAGCCGCGCCGUUGACCACGCUCAACUCGUCGUGGCGGCUCUCGAGAGACGACAUCAAGCAGUACUUUUGGACAGAGGGGAAUUGGAGGACAUUGGCCGCCACGUCCAUGUGCUGGAUGCUGCUGGAUUUCGGCUACUACGGGAUCGGUCUGUCGAGCCCGCAAUUCCUCGCGAAGACAUGGGGGACGCUGAACCUUUCCGGCCCCAGUCCGUCGUGGAUGACGAAUGACGAUCCGAACGCCAACAUCUAUGAUAUGUUCCUAAGGACAUCGGUGCAGGCCCUUGUGAUAUUGAACACGGGCAGUUUCGUCGGUGGACUGCUCUUCAUCACGUUCGCGAGUCACAUCAACCGCGUCAGUCUGCAGAAGUAUGGAUUUCUGGCGUUAGCGGCGCUUUUCAUUACGCUGGGCGCCGUGUUCAUCACGAUUCACCAGGAAGGACCGUUGGCUAUCACGCUGUAUGUCAUUGGGCAGAUGAUGUUCAAUUUCGGCCCGAAUUCAACCACAUACAUCAUUCCCGCCGAGCUGUUCCCUACCAGAUACAGAGCUACGUGCCACGGCAUCAGCGCUGCGUCUGGAAAGCUGGGGAGUAUUCUGGUCCAGGUCUUUUCGGCAUACUACAAAUUCGGAUCGACGUCGCCCGGCGACAACCAGACGAGGCGGUACGGGACGAUCCUGGUUAUUUUCAGCGCGGCGAUGAUUCUGGGUGCGCUCAUCACGCACUUCUUUAUCCCCGAGGUCCAGGAGAAGGCCAAACGGGGGAGUCUUUGGGCCGGGAAGAGCAAGAGUCUCGAGGAAUUGGCGCUGGGCAAAUGGGGGCCUAGAAGUCAGAGUGUGAUACGGAGUCAGCCGACGAGGAGUAUGGGCAUAUCGUAGUCUACACCCUGGAUGUCAUGAUUUUGUGUGAUUUUGUUACCUCAUGGUAUGGCAUGACGAUUUGGAGUCUUAUGAACCAAUGUGUAAUAUGAUGUGGCUUAUGGCUCUUCCAAGAUACUUCGGUUAGAGUGUAAUACUACCUGUGGAUAGAUGUGGA